Molecule: messenger RNA, 729 nt
Organism: Plasmodium berghei ANKA
Lineage: Eukaryota; Apicomplexa; Aconoidasida; Haemosporida; Plasmodiidae
Product: proteasome subunit beta type-1, putative
Exons: 4
Coding region: 1-729 (242 amino acids)
Cellular component (GO): proteasome core complex
Source: RefSeq, a predicted model, not a curated record
AUGGAAAUUUUACAAUUAAAUAGUAAUAUAGUUGAAAAAAAAAAAACAGAAGAAAAUGAAGCCGCAAUAGAGCAUGCCCGACCUUCUAAAAGAUGGAAUCCAUACAUUGACAAUGGGGGAACUGUUAUUGGGUUAACAGGAAACAAUUAUGUAAUUUUGGCUGGAGAUACACGCUUAUCAUUGUCUUAUUCAAUAUACACAAGAAAUUGUCCCAAAAUAUCAAAAAUAACUGAUAAGUGUAUUAUUGGAUCAUCUGGAAUGCAAUCAGACAUAAAAACCCUUCAUUCAUUAUUACAGAAAAAAAUUCAAUUAUUUUAUUUAGAACAUUCACAUUAUCCUAGUAUUCAUGUAAUUGCAAAAUUAUUAUGUGUAACAUUAUAUAGUCGACGAUUUUUUCCUUACUAUACUUUUAACAUAUUAGCUGGAAUAGAUGAAAAUGGCAAAGGUGUAUUAUAUAGUUAUGAUGCCAUUGGUUCAUAUUAUCAAUCAACACAUGCAUGUACAGGUAGUGGGUCAUCUCUUAUCUUACCCAUAUUAGAUAAUAGGGUUGAACAAAAAAAUCAAUUAAUUAAAAAUAUGGAUUUUAAUUUACGAGAUGAUAUUAAUUUUGUUAAAGACGCUAUGACAUCUGCAACCGAAAGAGACAUAUAUACAGGUGAUAAAGCAGAAAUUUAUAUUAUUGAUAAUUUGGGAAUAAAUACUACAUUAUUAGACUUAAAACAAGAUUAA